AUGAUUGUGUGCCAUUGUUUUACAGCGCCAAACCAUGUCCCAAAGAGUUAUUUGGAGACAUUAUUAAGAAAGUUCGCUAAGCCCUUACAAGACAUACAAGAACUAGCAGGAGAAGGGGUACAACUAGAGUUUUCCAUUGGAUCACCUGAUAAAACACCUAUGGAUAUAGAUGAGAGUGGCGAAAAAUCGUCAGAACACGAGAUAAGGAGAUUGUUAAGAGGGAAAAUGAUAAACAAAAGGGGACCGUCCAGAAUAAGGUCUAUUUCAAGGCUUCCACCAACAGUUCGUAUACUUUCGCAACAACCAUCUCAUCUACAAACAAUUAAACCUCGAGGUCAACCACCGAUCAAGCAAUCCAAUAAACCACAGAAAAGGCCACCGUUGAGAUUAAAUAAAAUGCCAAAUAAAUCUUCUUUACUUACAAAACCAGUAAAUAAACAGAGAAGCCGGCAACAUCUCGUAAUUCCACAGAGUCAACACGGUCAAACUUUGCCAGAGAUACAUGAAUCACAACAGAGAGCGCAUCAAGAAAGAAUUGCAGUGACAUCCCAUACUGUACUGCAGCCAAGUAACCAGCCGCCUCUGUCAUCCCCGCUUCCUAACUUGUCUGCAUCAGCUGCCGCCUCACAUCCAGCUAUGCCACCAGGUCUAUCACACAGUACAAUAAUGAGAUUCAACUAUCACCCACAAACUUUGAGAUAUGACAAAAAAGAGAUAGAUUUAGAAGACAUCAAUAAAGCAUUUGUUGAUAUGGAAAAAAGGCUCAGGUCUGGAAUUGUGAAUGAAACUGAAAUUGAUGACAAAAAUGUUCUCAACAAUGACGCACUUAAUAAGACAUUGCAAAUCUUCGAAAAGAGGAUCUUGGAUAGUAUAGGAGGCCUUCAUCAUGAUGAGUUGAAAGAGCCGGUUUUAAAAAAGAAACAACGAGAGAAAUUGCUAUGUGAUGACGCUAAAAUAUUGCAAGAGGCGCUCACACCAGUUUCCUUUGAAGAACUUUGGAAGUACUUAGGAAACUACAAAUGCGAAGAAGACAACGAUCGCGAAGACGACACGAAUGACAAUAUCUUUAUUCAUACAGGAGAUCAUUCACCACCGUUGAAGAUACCACUAGCUAACGUUUACAGUAGGCUAAUUUACUGACAUAUUGUUUGACAACUGUUAAUAAUAAUUUAGACUUAAAACACAUGUGCCGCACGGCACAUUAAAAGCUUAUAAAAAGGAACAUAAGUUACUCAGGUAAGUGACGCACGAGUGUUUUUAGCACAAAGGCAUAGUUUGUCAUGUCUCAUAAUUAUGAGUUGAGUUUCAUACAAAAAUAAUAAUUAAGAGCUGUAUAAAAAUAAUUUUUAUAUAAAUUAAACUUUAAACCCAGCCUUAUGACCAACGUAUGACACGAAGUAAUCCUAAAACAGGCCUGUAGUGAAUUACAAGAUGUCGCUAUAAUUUUUGUUGUAUACAUUUUUCAUAGUUUUUUUAGCUGUUUAAUUUUUUAUUAAAGUUCCAAAUUUAAAUGUACUUGUUUUUGGCGCUUUUUUCUUUGUCAUUGUCAUUAUUUUCUCUGUGUUUCGUUCGUCUUUAGUUUGUUGGUUUUAAUAGACUGUAUUUCCGCGGGUCUAAAAUCUAAAAAUCUCUAAUUAGCACCUGAACCCCGUUGACGCAGUCCAAUACAGGGAUAUAUUUUAAGAAACAGUAUAAUUAUUUACUGGUGUACAAUGUACACAGGGUAGACGUAAGCUAAACGCCGUAAAUGCAUUUCGUAAACUUACCUUUAAUCAAAAUUUAUUAAGUCAAUAAAAAAACAAUUCGUUAUUUCAACCGACAUUUUUGAAAACAUAGCUCAUAUGGUAACAACGCACGGCAUCUAUUAAAAUUGCGAUAAAUCUUCAAAAUACUUAUAAUUUACACUUACACAUUCCAAGGUUAAGAAGAUCAUCCUAAAUGAUGCUCUAGGGCAG
Molecule: messenger RNA, 1955 nt
Organism: Hyposmocoma kahamanoa
Lineage: Eukaryota; Metazoa; Arthropoda; Insecta; Lepidoptera; Cosmopterigidae
Exons: 10
Coding region: 1-1140 (379 amino acids)
Source: RefSeq, a predicted model, not a curated record